Molecule: messenger RNA, 2608 nt
Organism: Rhineura floridana
Lineage: Eukaryota; Metazoa; Chordata; Lepidosauria; Squamata; Rhineuridae
Gene: BEST2
Product: bestrophin 2
Exons: 10
Coding region: 378-2096 (572 amino acids)
Molecular function (GO): chloride channel activity
Source: RefSeq, a predicted model, not a curated record
CAUAACAUUGUGCUGUUGAGGCUCCAAUCCUACGUGGAACUUUCAGAUCUUCCCAUUUCAUCUCCCAAACUCUUACAUUUUACCUUCUAUCUGCAUUUCUUCUACUUUGACAUUACUUACAUCGCUUUCUAGGACUAUUCUGUCUCAAGUCCUCUUGAUUCCCCUUUCUUUCCCCUUCCUCUUGCAGUUGGGGAGGGAAUUUGAAUCUGCAUCCUUUCCACCUUGUGCCUGCAGGCAACAACCCUGACCGGCUCCUCAGCCCAGCCUCUCACCACUCCCAUCUCUGUCCUCCCUCCAGCUUUGGUGCCAAGCAAUCAAAGAAAAGCCUACAUAUAGGAGAGGUGUAAAAGACCAACUGUGUGUCUUUAUGCCACAACAUGACCGUCACAUACACAGCCCGUGUGGCCAACGCCCGCUUUGGUGGCUUCUACAAGCUGCUGACUCUCUGGCGUGGAAGCAUCUACAAGUUGCUCUACAAGGAGUUCCUGGUCUUCUCUGCUUCCUACCUGGGACUCAGUCUUACCUAUCGCUUUGUCUUAAGUGAGAAUCAGAAACGGGACUUCGAAAAGGUGGUGAUUUACUGUGACAACUAUGCCAAUCUCAUCCCCGUCUCCUUUGUUCUGGGCUUCUAUGUGACACUGGUGGUGAACCGCUGGUGGAGCCAGUACACCUGCAUGCCUAUGCCAGACCGCCUGAUGUGUGCCAUCUCGGGGAAUGUACAUGGUCCUGACGAGAAGGGGCGUCUUUACCGGCGAACUCUCAUGCGGUACUGCAGCCUUUCUGCUGUCUUGAUCUUGCGCUCAGUCAGCAUCGCUGUAUUCAAGCGCUUCCCCACCAUAGACCAUGUGGUGGAGGCAGGAUUCAUGACUCGAGAGGAACGCAAGAAAUAUGAGAACCUGAACACUUCCUACAACAGAUACUGGGUCCCCUGUGUCUGGUUUACCAACUUAGCUGCAGAGGCGCGCAAAGAAGGCCGCAUUCGUGAUAACGGUGCUCUGAAGUUGCUUAUGGAGGAAUUGAAUGUUUUUCGUGGCAACUGCAGCAUGCUAUACCACUAUGAUUGGAUCAGUGUACCUCUUGUCUACACCCAGGUGGUUACCAUUGCUGUGUACAGCUUCUUUGUUUCUUGUCUGAUUGGGCGGCAGUUCCUCGACCCAACCCAGGGCUACAAAGGACAUGACCUAGAUCUCUGGGUCCCUGUUUUUACCUUGCUUCAGUUCUUCUUCUACGUUGGGUGGCUAAAGGUGGCUGAGCAGCUCAUCAACCCUUUUGGGGAGGAUGAUGACGACUUUGAAACCAACCUACUGAUUGACAGGAAUUUCCAGGUCUCCAUGAUGGCAGUGGACGAGAUGUACGGGGACCUGCCACUCCUGGAGAAGGAUCGGUAUUGGGAUGCCUCAAACCCUCGAGCCCCAUACACAGCAGCCACUGUUUUCCAGUUGCAACAGCCAUCGUUCCAGGGUUCUACUUUUGACAUAACCCUAGCCAAGGAAGACAUGCAGUUCCAACCCCUUGAGGAUAUUGCAGAGGGCCUGGAACACACCCGCUAUGUACCUGCACACCUCCUAAACCGCCUGCUUUCCGCUGCCCCGGCCCCCAGUGGCUUUGGACGUCGACUGUCUCUGCUGAGGCGCAAGAAUAGCUGUGUUUCUGAAGCAUCCACCACCUACAGCUGCCUCUGUCAGGAUACGCAGACCACGGACUGCACGUGUGGGCCUCCUGGGCCGUCUCUCCCCAUCAGUAGUGUUCACUUCAGCUCUGAGGGGGAGGGAGAUCCUGCCCCUGAUGUCCCUGGCCAAGUAACAAAUACACACAAUGACCUCUCUGAGGCCCACGCUGCUGAUGAGCCAAGUGAUGCAGCGAGUCAGAGCUUGCUAGGCCAUGAGGGUGAGGUGACUAACCCUCAGGAUACGGUGCCCCUUGUAGACAUGUCUGUUCCUGCAACAGCUAGUGACUUGUCUCAGCCUCUCCUAGACCAUGGUCAUUCAGAUGGUCUCCUCUUUCAUAGCUCAAAGGAGACCCCCAGCAAGGGCCUUCCAUCAGCCAAUUACCCCCACUGGCUACAGAGCCCCAUUGAAGAGGAAAAUGUGGCAUGAGCUAGUACUUCUGCCUCCACAGGUUUGAGUAGAGCUAUUUCAAUGGGUGCCUCACCACCAUACUGCUUGAUGUCAGGCCUGAAGACAGGGAAUCAGCAGAGACUGAUAGAAUAGACCUUGCAGCUGGGGAUACAGGGAAACUUUAACUGGUGACCCUUGCUGGACACCUGGUUUUUACUGACACAUUGUAAUGUGGAGCCACUUCAUCAAGAGUCAGGUGAAAUACUGAUAGUAAGUCCUCUAUUUCCCCAUAUUAUCUUUCACUUGUUCUUGACUUGCAUCCACAGACCCACAUUGUGAACAUGAAGAGGCAGCCAGACACUGAGCUGUUCCUGCCAGUAUUCUUUGAUCCUAGAUCCAGUCGUGGCUGGUUACUGCAUCUCAUUCUUUCCUCUCCUAGUCAUCUGAUGAUGAAGGGGACGGGGACAGGCAACUACUUUAGAGCUUUCUUCCCAAAUCCUUCUAUGUGGCUCUAACUUGUUUCAAAAUUAUGGUUUCAUAGUAUUUUAUUA